GAUGGCAGAGGAGGAUAAAACCCGCAAUAAUUCCGUUCAACACACUAAUCCACCUAUUAAUUGGUUUGAAAAUCUUCAAAAAUAUUUAAUGGGUAAUAUGGAAGUUUUGGAUCAAUUUCUGGAAGAUAAGCCGGUGCUCUUACAAUUUCCAAUUUGGAUGUUAAGAGCAACUGGUGCCCCUAUAUUCGUGAACAAUCCGUUAAGUGGGGUGUUUAUUCUUGCAGCUCUUUUUUACUCGAAUUCAUGGGUUUCCGUAUGCGCUCUGAUGAGUCUUGUUGUGGCUAUCUCGACAGCCUUACUCUUAAAUCGUGAUCAAUCUGAAAUAUCCAGCGGUGGCAUAACGUUCAAUAGUAUGUUGACUGGAAUUAUCGUUUCUAGUAUGAUUGACAAGGAUGAUUGGUACCCAUGGACAAUAUUUCCCAUCGUAUUCUUAAGUUUUUCAUGUUAUGGACUAAAUAAUAUUUUCUCGGCAAUUGAAGCCCCAGCAUUGAACUUACCCUUUUGUGUAUUAUCAUUUAUCUUCAUUGGAUCGUGCUUAUCAAAUACUGAUAACAAUUAUUUUCCGAUUAAAACAUCAGUAGGAUACAAUUAUACGGAUGAUUUGGAAUGGGGAAAAGUUUUUAAAUCAAUUGUCACAAGUGCUGCACAAAUUUACGGUUCAGACAAAGUAGUUUGCGGCGUUUUGGUUCUGAUGGGUCUCUUCGUUAGUUCUCCAAUCAUUUGCUUACAUGCUGUGUUGGGAGUUAUUUAUAGUUCUUUAGUUGCCGUUGCUAUUGACGCUCCUCCUGAAGAGAUUUAUAACGGAUCAUGGUCUUACUGUGCAUUACUGACUUGUGCCAGUUUGGGAGGUUUCUUUAUUGUUCUUAAUAUAAGAACUCAUAUAUUGGCAAUAACUGGGGCUUGUUUGUCGACGAUAGCAUUUGGAGCGUUAAGAGAAUCGUUAAAACCUUUACCAGUUUUGGCAUUCCCGUUUGUUCUAACAGCAGUAAUUCUUUAUAAAUCCGCCGACGAUGUUUACUUUAAGAAAAUACCACUUCAGAGUAUAUCAUAUCCGGAAAAACAUAUCAAGGAGUACGGUCAUCAAAAUUCAGCUGUUUCUCCAAUAGUACCACCCGUAUAA
Messenger RNA from Dimorphilus gyrociliatus, 1120 nucleotides. The record is from the annotation of a GenBank genome assembly. NCBI's taxonomy places the organism in Eukaryota, Metazoa, Annelida, Polychaeta, Dinophilidae.